Molecule: messenger RNA, 3231 nt
Organism: Acanthocheilonema viteae
Lineage: Eukaryota; Metazoa; Nematoda; Chromadorea; Rhabditida; Onchocercidae
Source: the annotation of a GenBank genome assembly
AUGUCCUUAUCUGGUGAUCAAGACGACGACAAGAAAAACUAUGUUAAAAGGCAAAGCGUUGACAGUCCGCUAGCGGCGAUGUCUCCAUCUGUCCGUCCGCAGCCUACAAAAUUGUUCCGUUUGUCAAAAACUCCCUUAGGACCUACAAAUAUCAAUCAAGUUGAUCCCAAUAUCGAUGCUACUCUUCUAGAGCCGUAUUCUGUCGAGGGUAUAUUACAGAAAGACAGAAUUCCAGCAGUAAUAAAUUAUUCGAAUCCAAAUAUUGAACAGUCUUUAAUGGGACAGACCUUGCAGUCCGAGGAAACUGUGCAAGAAACAUUAGCUGAACGAAGCAUUGAAUCAGAGUGCGAUGACGUUGCAAAUGUUACCGCUGUGACAUCAUCGUCAGUAGAUGCUGCACUGAGUCCUGGAAUGUCUAAGGAUAUGAAAUUAGCAAUAAAAGCAUAUUUGAAAUCCACUUCGAUGUAUUCUACUAAUUCAUUGGAACCAAAAGUUGAACAGCUGAACACUGUUGACAAUGUUGCAAAAGUUGAGAAGAGUGAAGAUAUCGAAGAAUUGAACAACAGUGUUUCUACAUGCGACUCGCAAGAAAGAGCCGUAGAGAACACUUCUAAGUAUUCUGUCAAAGUAGCUCUAUCUGUGCCAAGUCCAGAAUUUUUUCCCCGGAUGAGUGAGAUCGAUUCUUGCUGUGGAAUUCCAUGUAAGACAAUAGAGACGAACGAUGCCUCGUUUGCUGAAGUACGAGGUUCUCCAAUUCUAAAAGUCGAAAACGCGGAAGCUGUCUCUUCAAUUACACCGAAAUACCCCGUUGGUGAGAGACUGAAAUCUCCAGAUAUGCAAAAAGAUCUAACACUGUCGGCACGCAAAAAUAGGGUUUUUGCAAGUAGAAAUUUGAAGUUGGAUAAUCUAUCUUCACCGCGAGAGUUAGCGAACUACGCUGAAGAACGAGCACAAAACUAUUCGUUUCUCAUUAAUGAAGCCUACUGCGAAACAUCAAUGUUUUGCGAAAAUUGUUACUCUAUGCGCGUCGAAUUGGGACUUUUUUCGGAUAAAUUUGCGGCACUGGCAGCUACUAUUGAAAGUCAUGCUGCAGAAGGGAAUAUUACUUUUGUUGCCGAACUGGAAAAUUUGUUAAGAGGAAAACAAGCAGAAAUUGUAACACUGUCAUCGAAGCUGAGAGAUUUAACUCAGGCAAAUGAUCAGCUAAGCAAACAAAAAGAAAUCGCCGAAAAAGAUAUGGAAGAUUACAAAUUUUUCUUCGAGAAUGAAAUGAAAAAGAAAUCAAAAGAAAUGGGCUUACUGCGGAGCAAGUUGUACGAAACUGAAAAUCUGAUAGAUGAAUUGAAACAAGCGAGACCAAAACAGUCUUCUGACGAAGACACUUCAAAAGCUGAGGGAUGUCAAAUGGAAAUCCGGAUCAAAAUUAUGGAGCAACAGCUCGAUAUGGCACAUUCUUUGCAUCAUAAAGCUGAACAAAGAAUAAAGGAACUUGAAAGUGAGCUACAAAGGGUUGCAGAAGAGAAAAAUCAGUUCUCACUAAAAAUUCAAGAAUCUCUAAUCGAUUUGGAAAAUAAGAAUAAUCCGAUAAUAUCGGAUGAAAGCAAGCACGUUUCAAUUAUAUCCCUGUUGGAAGCUAAGGUUGCAGAACUUGGAAAUAAAGUUGAUGAGGCUCUUCGUGAAAAAGAAAAUGAAUCCGUGGAGCAAAAAUCAUAUUUAAUUGAAAAAUUGACAUCGCUAGUGGAGAAAAUUAAGACUGAUGUGAAAAACAAUGUGUUCGCCGGCGAAUGGGAAGCAGAUGAUAUAGAAAUUUCUGUUACUUAUUUUGAAAAAGCUGUAGACAUUAUUUGUCAAGAUGUUCCUCAAUUUGAAACAUUGGUCGAAAUAGUAGCUCUACAUGAAAAACUGGCUAGAAAUGAGUUCAAACAGUUAGAAGCAACAAUAGAAGAAGUAGUGAAGGAAAAAAAGAAAUGGGAAAUAUUAUUUACGAAUGAAAAGUCGAGAUUUGAUGGUUUGCAAGAAAUGAUACUGACUCAGUUUUGUGAGAACAAAAAUUGUUUCUCAAAUUUAUUGCAGGAUUUCCAAAGCAAGUGGGCAGAUACAUUGUAUUCUAUGACAGAGCUUGCCAGAUCAAAAUCUGAAGAAAAUCGAAAUUGUGCCAUGCUGGAAAUGCUGCAUCAUAUAGCAGAUCUUCAGGAGAAAUUGAAUAAAAAAUGGUUGAUGGAUUCGAGUGAGUUGCAGAAAUACAACGCUUAUCUGAAAGAACAGCAUUUGAUUGUAGCCUCAUUUCAAACAGAAAUGCAAGAAAUGAGGAAUAAAAUUGAAAUGCUGCAUGGGUCUAUAGAAAAAGACUUUAAAAAUUCGAGUGCAUUACUGGACAGCUUCCAAGGUGGAGAAGCUAAGCACAAAAGCUUAAGGGAUUCUAUCAAAAAGCAACUGGGACAUUAUAAAAAAGAAAGAGAUAUUUUUAAGGAAAUAUGCGAGCAUAGCGAAGAUGUGAUACAGGAACUAAGAAUGACGGUUGAACAUUUGCAAAAAGUUGAGGAGGAUAUGCGAUCUCAAAACGCAGUUUUGUGUAAGAAGUUGGAUUUCGGAAGUGAAAGUUUUGCUGAUAUGACUGAAAAUUUGACAAAGGGAAAAGAUAAAUUGGAAGACGAAAAUGCAACACUCAGAAAUAUGGUUUCUAGACUAACAAAAGAAAACACCAAUUUAAAGGAGAUGGAGAAAAUGUUGACUGAACAAAAUAAAAAAGCCGAAGAGCUGCAACAUAGAUUAAACCUUCUACAAAAGGAAAACGAACGAUUAGGAAAAGCCUGCGAUGAUGCGGAUGAAGAAGUCAGCGAUCUUAAACAACAGAUAUUUGAAUUGUUACGUAUAAAUGCUAGACUUCAAGCUGAAAUGCAUGGAGAAAGUGAGGAAGCUGUAAAUCGUAGAAUGGGUUAUAUUGAACCGCCGGCAAUUCGACCGACAAUUCAUCCAUCGGCUCAUAAGAUUACAUUAGGAAUGAAUUCGCCAAAUGGAAAAGUAACGGAUGUAACGAAAACAAAAUCGGAUGUGAAGAUUGAGAACGUGCUAUUAGAAAAAGCAGAAGUAAAAGAAAGAAAUGAGAUACAGAGAUUAGCGGAAAAAGAAAACGUAUUAUCAGAAGAUGCAAAUGCUUCAGCGAAGAAAAUACCUGCUAAAGAAUUAUCAAAAUCGAAGGUGAUUCGAGACCAAUCAUGCCGUACCUCAUGA